This is a messenger RNA of Cinara cedri, 4722 nucleotides long. Lineage: Eukaryota; Metazoa; Arthropoda; Insecta; Hemiptera; Aphididae. The record is from the annotation of a GenBank genome assembly.
AUGUUCAUUCGCUUAGCAUGCUGUCGUCUAUUGAGGCACCGAAAGUUUAUCUAUCUUUCUAUAUUUAUUUCAUUUCUACUGUCCUUUGUAUAUGUAGUUGUUGUGCCACAGGUUCUUAAGCUACUUCAGAAACCGCCUGUUAAAACUCAUGAAAUACAUCAAUAUGUUGUCCCGGGAGACAGUCCAAUUGUCUCAACAUAUUCACAGUGUACGUUUUAUGAUUGUUUCAAUAUAUACAGAUGUAACCAUAAAUUUAACGGUGGUUUUAAAGUUUAUGUUUAUCCGAUGGCCAGACAUAUCGAUUCAGAUGGCAUAUCUAUUGGAGCAAAAAUGUCCAAAGAAUAUCGAUCUAUGUUAAAUGCAAUAGUAGAAAGUCAUUAUUACACUCAAAAUCCAGAAGAAGCGUGUGUUUUUGUGCCAUCCAUUGAUACAUUAAAUCAAAACCGGUUUCGUGUUAAAGAAACAUCACAAGCUCUUGCGCUAUUGCCAUAGUAAGUUUGAUUUUUGAAACAACAAAAUUGCUAAUUAAUCAUGUUGGUUAUUUUGUUUUAAAUUUUAGUUGGAAUGAUGGCCAAAAUCAUUUAGUCUUUAAUAUGGUCCCAGGAACAGCACCAGACUAUAAAACUGUUGUUGAUUUGUCCAUUGGUAAAGCUAUGGUUGCUGGUGUAGGUUUUGAUUCUUGGACUUAUAGGUCAUCUUUUGAUAUUUCAAUUUCAAUUUAUAGUGAUUUCGCUAUUUCAUUAAAUAAUAAUUAUACAUUUAGAUACAGGUAUGCAUAUAUACAUUUAUAUUGAAAUAAGUAAACUAGGUUAUAUGUACAUUUUAAUCAUUUGCAGACCAAUAUUCAUCACCACAGUUCAAACUAAUCUUCAUAGCGAUUUCAUUACUUAUUUAAAAUCAAUCGAAAAACAAAAUUCUUUGAUAAAAGUCAUGGGAAAAUGCUCAAAUAGUAAACAUAAUAGAUCAAUACUUUGUCAUGGUAAUUCUACUUAUAACUAUGCAAAUAUCCUUGCUGUAAGUAUAUUAUGUUAUUUUAAAACAUUACAGGUGUACUAUAGUGUUAUCUGAAAACGUGCUUACUGUAAAAAUUGUUAUUUUUUGACAGUUUUAAUACCAUAUAUAUGUUAUAGUUAUAUAUGACUAUGUUUAGUAUUGCGUAAUGUGGUAGACUCGCUUUUUACACCUUUCUGUAGCGGUGCUCAACCUUUUAUGAUUCAUGUCUCCCUUAUCCAUGAUAAUCUGACGCUAUUUCGUGCUUCAUUAAAAUACAGAGUGUCAUACAGUGUUAUCCGUCACCUAAUACUCUCUUAAUAUUAAUUUUUUUUCAAUUGGAUUUUGUAAGAAGGAAACACAUAUGUAGCGAAAAAUAAAAUCUCUAUUUUCAUCCCUUAAUCCCUGAAAAAAAUAACUUUAAUCACUUUACAGUUUUCAAAAUAGUCAUUUUGUAAAAGAUAUUAUUCUAAAAGUUUUAACGUAUCAUACAUUUGUAUCUGAUCAAUAGUUUUUUAAUUAUACCAACUUUAAUGUAUUGAAAUUAGGUCUGAAAAAAAUUAAUAUUCAAUAGAAGAUAAAGAAUUGUUAUUUUUUAUUGCAUAACUUGUUAUUCUUUUUAUUAGUUUUUUUCAGUGAUUAAGGAAAAAAUUAAAAUUUUUAAAAUCCGAUUGAAAAAUAUAAUUGAUAUUGACAGAGUUAUUAGUCUCCAGAUAACACAGUAGAACACUGUGUAUGAAUCAAAUUUCUAAGUUUUAAAUAAUUAAACUGUAUAUUUUAGAAGAAAAUUAUAAUUUUAUUAAAAAAAAAAAAAACAGUUAUCUAAAUAAAUAGAAAUAAUUUAAUGAUAAAAACUUUAUGGUAUAUCCGUUUAGUGUGUAUAAUUUGAGUAGCAGCAGCGGUAUUAUUGAAGAGUGUGUAUUAUAUUGUUCCAAAGGCAAUACAUGUCAUUACAUAACAAUAAUGGCUAUAAUACAAUUUUAUUUGGUACCAUUUAAAUUUCUAUUUUUUUUCCUCUAGGAUUUUUUGUUUACAUAGGUCCAACUUACCCCAGUUGAAAACUACUGCUCUAGAUAUUAAAACGACUAUUACUAAGAAACUUGAUCAGAUAUGAAUGUAUGAUAUAUUAACAUUUUUAAAUUAAUAUAUUUCAAAAAUUUACUAUUUUGAAAAUUUUAAAAAGUAAACAAAUAAAAAGUUAUUAUUUUUUAGUGAUUAGGAGUGAAAAUAAAAAUUAAAUUUUAAAAUUAAUAUUGACAGUAUUUGGAAAGCACUGUAAGACACAUCUUGUAUACAAAAAAAAAAAAACAUGCAUUUCGGCUUAUUGAUUUAGUGAGUUAAAAGUCUAUGAGCCACAUAAAAUCAUACUUGUUUUUUUAUUUAAAUGUAUGCCAACUUAGUAUUAUUUUGGUUCAUUGUAAAUGACUCAGUGGGUCAAUAUAUUACAUUUCCCAGUGAUACAUACACAAUAUAAAUAAUGUACUAAUGUAAUAUGUUAAAUAUUUAGGAAAGUGUAUUUUGUUUGAUAUUGCCUGGUCCACGACUUAUAGACACAACUUUAGUUGAUUCACUAGCGGCAGGAUGUAUUCCAAUAGUGGCUAUUAAUCAUGUUGUAUUGCCAUUUUUAGAAGUUAUAGAUUGGAAAAGGUUUGUAUAUUUUAGAUUCUAAGUGGAGCGAAGAAGCUCAAACAUUUUUUUUUUUUUUAUCUGCACAAUUUCUACCAAAAGACUUGUUUGGAUUUCUACAUGUAGUAUUGUUUCUGAAAGGACAUCGGCUUGGGAAGGUACUUUAGGGAGGUCUUUUUACAAUUUUCAAAUGCGAAAACCCGAAGAAGAAGAAAAAAAAAAAAUGAGAAAAUUUACGAAAUAUAAUAAAUAUAAUCUUAUGAUUUUUUUUUUCUGUUGUCAACUUUUCUACUAGCAAUUUUGCUCUAAGUUUUAAUAAUAGUAAGUUUUCUAAAAGAAAAUUUCCCUAGGGAUGUACUUUGAAGAGGACAUUUUUUGAUUUUCCCAAGUGUUUUUCCAGAAAAUGUGAAUAUUGGUACAACAUUAAACAAAUUUUAUAAAAGAAAAUAUAUAAAGCCUAUUUAAUAAUUUUACUACAAAAUGAGAUAUAUUGUUGACAAAGCAUCACUAUCAACUGAACUCCGCUUAGAAUUGUUUUUUCUUAAGCAAUGGUUUAUUGUUGCUUACAGAUAUACAUUAAAUUUCCUAUAUCCUACCUUCCCAACUUCCCACCUACUCCAGUAGCUGUACCCGUCCCCAUUAUCUUACCUUUUUUAUUACACAUUUAUAUUACAUUGUUUCUUUAAAAUCUUAUUUCUUUUUAUUAUUGUAUAGAGCUGUCAUUUUUUGGAGUGAAACCGAAUUAGAUGCUUUACUAGAUGUAGUUUCUGGUAUUCCUUUGGACAGACGGAAAGAAAUGUCAGCCCAAGGUCAUUGGAUUUACCAAAAAUAUUUAUCGUCACCACAAGUAAUAACCAUGACCACUUUAAAAAUAUUGAGCCAAAGACUGCAUCCACACAGUUCAGAUUUUUAUGAAGAUUGGAAUUUAAGACCGAAUCCCGUAUGUUAAAAUUAAUCAUGUAUAUAAAAUGCAGUUGAUUUUUAAGUUUUGCUUUUUAGGAAUCUGCCAGAAACCCAUUGUUUCUACCAUAUUUAUCUGAAUCGUCAGGAUUUACUGCCAUAAUAUUAUCCUACAAUAGAAUAGAUAGUUUGUUCAAACUAAUAAAUAUGAUUAGUAAGGCACCCAGUCUGCAAAAAAUUAUUGUCGUUUGGAACAAUCAAUAUAAAUCUCCACCGCAUUGUAAGUACUUUAAUGAAUAUUUUUUAAUAACUAUCUAUAAAAUUUGUACCAAAUACAGUUUCAGUGUGGCCAAAAGUAGAUGUGAUGCUGAAAGUCAUACAAACAACAGAAAAUAAACUAUCCAAUAGAUUUUUUCCAUACAAGGAAAUUGAAACAGAAGCAGUUUUAUCUUUAGAUGAUGAUAUAAUUAUGUUGACUUUAGAUGAAAUUGAAUUUGGAUUUCAGGUAUUUACCUAUUGAUUAACACACUGAUAAAUAUAAUUUCUUAUGUUUUACUGUAUUUAGGUUUGGAAAGAAUUUCCUGAUCAUAUUGUAGGUUACCCAUCCAGAACUCAUGUGUGGAAUAAUAAAACUAAUUCUUGGAAGUAUGAAUCAGAAUGGAAAAAUGAAAUAUCCAUGGUGUUAACCGGAGCAGCAUUUUAUCAUAAAGUAAACAAAUUGUUUGUCAUUAAUCAAUUUAAAAAUAAUAAUAAUACAGCUGAUUUAAUUUAAUUAUGAAUUAUGUAUUUUAAGUAUUGGCAUCAUGCUUACACAUACAUCAUGCCUAGUAAUAUCAAACAAUGGGUUGAUGACCACAUGAAUUGUGAAGAUAUUGCAAUGAAUUUUUUAGUAUCCAACACAACAAACAAAGCUCCAAUCAAAGUAAUUAUAAAAUUUGUUUUAGAUUUGUUUGAUAAAAUGAUAAACACCAUUUUUUUGAAUAGGUAACUCCAAAAAAAAAGUUCAAAUGCCCCCAGUGUUUAAACACUGAAAUGCUAUCAACUGAUCAAGGACACAUGGCCACAAGGACCUCGUGUAUAAAUAGGUUUGUCUCUAUCUACGGUAGAAUGCCACUAAAGACUGUAGAAUAUAGGGUUGAUCCUGUCCUGUACAAAGACGCAUUUCCAAAAAAAUUGAAAAAAUAUAACAAUAUCGGAGAAUUGUAA